Lichtheimia ornata is the source of this 948-nucleotide messenger RNA. RefSeq lists its product as uncharacterized. Lineage: Eukaryota; Fungi; Mucoromycota; Mucoromycetes; Mucorales; Lichtheimiaceae. The record is from RefSeq and is a predicted model, not a curated record. The transcript has 2 exons. Bases 1 to 948 code for a protein of 315 amino acids.
AUGCGACAAUCGUUAUUGUGGAUACUCUUUUUCUUGGUGUCCACGAUUUAUGCUCAGUCGAGUGAUGAUCCACCACCACCAGCAACUUCAGACGACCCACCACCGCCUGCUACUUCAGACCCUGUACCAACAUCUUCAGACCCUCCACCCGCUACUUCGAGUGAUCCACCACCAGCUACUUCGAGUGAUCCACCACCACAAAGUUCAUCUGAUCCACCACCCCCUGCAUCCUCAGGUGGUGAGCCAUCAAGCAGUGGAAACCCACCACCAGCAUCAUCCAAUCCACCACCCAGUAGCCAAGAACCCACGUCAUCUGAUCCCACCACAUCUAAUCGUCCUACAGACCAACCAAGUACAACCGAUGAGCCAACAUCAUCCAACAGCGAUGAGUCACCUUCUAACACUAGCUCAGAGACACCAUCAGAGAGCUCUUCAAGUGGAAAAGAUGGCGAUGGUGGUGACGACGUAAAGCAUAAAGGGGCCAUUAUCGGUGGUACCGUUGGUGGUGUUGUGGGUGUUGCCCUUGUUGGUGGAUUAUUUGCAUGGUUGUGCCUAAAACGCAAACGAAACAAUGGCAAAGGCAAAAAGCGGCCCACUGAAUUUGAAGAUUUUGGUUUGGCUGAAAGUGAUUUCCCUCAACAACAAGGUCGUCCAACAACGAUGAUGGCAUCUCCCACCCUACCAAGACUUAAUGAUCAAGGCAAUUACUAUGCUGCUGGUGGUGGUGGACCCCAUCAAGCUUAUUAUGAUAACCCCGCUGUGCAACAGCAACAACAGCAAGCUUAUUACUAUGCCGACCAACAGCAACAACCACCAGCAGGCUAUGGAGGAUACGAUGGAUAUUAUUAUGAUACUAGCACAGCGGUAUCCAGUACACCACCACCUGCAGGGCAAUACUAUGCCAAACCCGAUACGGCGGAUGGUGCGAAACCCCACUUGCACCAUUAA